CCAUGGAUAAGCAUAACCUUACUUUUAUAAGAACAAAACAAACGGGAAAUAAAUUUUCUAGUUGUAAUAUCUUGUAAGGUUACAAAUAAUCUUUCCAGGAGAAUUUUAUAAUGAAGAUAAUUUAUAAUAAAUUCCGAUUAGAGUUGGGUGUUGAUCAAAUUUUACUUCCCUCACUUUUAAAUGUAAAAGAUGCAGGUUUUUAAGAGUUACUUUACAACAGUCAACUUUGCCUUUAAACUUCGAUAGAAAUUGGAAGUCUUUUGGAAUGGCUAGAACUAAUUUAGAGGACUUAUUUCAGUUAAAAUGCUUAUUAAACAAUUUAGAUAUAAAGUUAGCAGCAAGGGUAGAAAAUGGUGUUAAACAGCUAGUGGCAUUGGUACUAAAAACUGGGGACAUUGUUCUUUACUAUACAUAUGGAGAAUUGCCUUCAGUUGUAAGAAGAAUACCCUGGUUUACUGGAAAAACUAAAGAAGUUCAAGCAAUUUGUUUCGAUAACACAGCUACAUGGUUGUUAACAGUAUCUCUAGAUGGUUCAUUGUAUAUUUUACCUGCAUUAAGUUUGGUAGACAGGAAACAGAAAGUUGAUUGUAAAUGGUCUUUAAAUGAUGUAACACAUUUCCCUAAACAUUCGCAAGCACCAGAAUCCAAACCUCAGUGUAUUGUUUGGUGGCAAACAUUGGACUGCAAUCAAAAUGCUCUGGUUGGUUAUGAAAAUGGAGCUAUAGGUUUAAUAAGCCUAACUGAUGGGCGUUGUUUGGGUGUUUGUAGUGUCAGUGAAGAUAUUUCGAAGUUGUAUUUAUGUCAGGAUAAUAGUUUGGAUUGUGUUUCAUUGCUGGUGAGUUGUAUUAAACCAAUAAUGUGCAAAACCAAAGUCAAUACAUAG
Molecule: messenger RNA, 883 nt
Organism: Agrilus planipennis (emerald ash borer)
Lineage: Eukaryota; Metazoa; Arthropoda; Insecta; Coleoptera; Buprestidae
Exons: 3
Coding region: 266-883 (205 amino acids)
Molecular function (GO): protein binding
Source: RefSeq, a predicted model, not a curated record